Messenger RNA from Lytechinus variegatus (green sea urchin), 2740 nucleotides. Its product is annotated as cactin-like. The coding region runs from base 72 to 2417 and encodes 781 amino acids. Gene Ontology annotation, biological process: mRNA cis splicing, via spliceosome. The transcript has 18 exons. Gene Ontology annotation, cellular component: cytoplasm; spliceosomal complex. NCBI's taxonomy places the organism in Eukaryota, Metazoa, Echinodermata, Echinoidea, Temnopleuroida, Toxopneustidae. Gene Ontology annotation, molecular function: protein binding. The record is from RefSeq and is a predicted model, not a curated record.
GAUACCCUGAUUCACGCUUCAUACGUUUACCCUUUCGGCCGCGACGAUUUUCUAAUUCUAAGCAAAUCAACAUGGGUAGAUCUAAAAGUGACAAGAAAUCAAGGCGAAGUAGAUCAAGAGAAAGACGAAAAGACUAUUCAAGGCAUAGGAAAAGAAGUGUAACAGAAAGCAGUGACAGUGAGGAAGAGAGACGGCGACACAAGAAGCAAAAGAGCUACAGGUCCCAGUCUAGAUCCACACCAGAUAGCAGCAACAGCGAGGAUGAGAGUCGACGGCGACACAAGAAGCAAAAGGAAUACAAGUCAAGGUCUAGGUCCACACCAGAGAGCAAUGACAGUGAGGAAGAUAGACGGCGACACAAGAAGCAAAAGAAGCACAGAUCAAGGUCUAGAUCCAGAUCAGAGUCCAGGUCUAGAAGCAAGUAUGAAGAGAGAGAUCGCCAUCACAGCCAUAAGCACAAAAAGAGAAGGUCUCGCAGCAGGACAAGAUCUCGCUCUCCUAUAAAACAACCUGAUGUCAGACCGAAGACUGUUGUUGAUGAAAAGAUGAAGAAAUCAGUGAUGAAAGCCACAGAGACAAUGGAAGAGAAGAGGCUGAGACGAAUGGCCAAGAAACAGCUCAAAGACAGGAAGAGGAAAGAACAGAUGGGAUGGGAUGAAGAGAUGAUGGGCUAUACCAAUGAAGAUAACCCUUUUGGAGAUCCUAAUCUAUUGGACACAUUUGUGUGGGUUAAGAAAAAUGAGAAACUGGGCAUCACAGAUGUUGAACCAGACCAGAUGAAGAGACUUGUUAAAAAGAAACAGAUUGAGAACAGGCUGGAGCUUCAGAAAGUGAAACAGAGAAGAAUAGAGAGAGAGAAGGAGAGAGAACAGAGAGACAAAGAACUGGAAGAGUUACAGAGAGCAAGAGAAGCUGAUUAUUACAAGGAAUGGGAGAGACAGGAAGACCAUUUCCAUUUAAAUCAAGCUAAACUAAGGUCUAAGGUCAGAAUCAAAGAUGGCAGAGGCAAACCCAUUGAUCUGCUAGGACAGUACAUCAGUGCUGAAGAUGAUGAAGAUAUCUCUGUUGAGAUGCAGGAACCGUAUAAUGUCCUCAAGGGCUUGACCAUCCCUGAUCUAGAAGAUUUGAUGGAAGACAUCAAGGUGUACGUGGAGCUGGAGCAAGGAAAGAAUGUGGAAUUUUGGAAAGAUAUCACAGUCAUCGCUGAAGAUGAACUUAAUAAACUCAAGAAGAUCACACCAGAAGGACAAGAGGUUUCUGACCGACGAGAAGGAAUCAAUUCAUCAGUCAGCUCUGAUGUUGCCAACGUGUUUAAGAACAAGACUCAUGUUCAGCUUCUGGCUCUAAAAAGUCAAAUCGUCCAGAGGAUACAGAGUGGCAACGCAGUCGAUAUCGGUUACUGGGAGUCAUUACAGCAGCAGUUAGAUGCACACAUGGCCAGAGCUAGACUAAGGGAACUUCAUCAGGAGAAAUUGAGAAAUAAAUUAGCUGCUCUCAGACAACAGCAAGGAGUAGAAGCUGCACCCCUCUUUCCUUCAGCAGAGUCUACGUCAGCUGGUUGGGACCCCACCGAACAAAAAGAGAAGCCAUCGACAGAGAGCGCCGAGAUAGACAUUCCCUCCGAGGAUGAUGAAGAAGAGGAAGAGAAGAAAGAAGAUGAAGCAAAGCCUGGUUCAUCGGCAGAUGUAGAGGGAGCUGUAGGAGGUGUAGAAGAAGGAGCAGUGGGUGGAGCAGCAGCAGAAGAAGAGCCAGAGUCCAUUUUGACUGAAGAGGAUCUUGCAGAGGAGAGCUAUGUGGAGUACAUCCAAGGUAACUACAGCCCCAGGCUCCUGGAGCAGAAGGACCUCUCUAUAGAGAUAUUUGUGCAGGAUCCGGACGAGGAUAAAUUCAAGCUGGAGACGGCAAGGAAACAUCUUAUCAGUACAGGAUCAGCGGAGACUGAUGCUGAGACAGAAUUUAUCAAGAAAGCUAAGCAAGAAAUGGGUAAAGACGAAUCAACCUUUGCCGUGGAGGUCAACUUGGAACAGAAGCCAUACAUGUGGUCUGACAAGUACAGACCUCGUAAGCCCAGAUUCUUCAAUCGUGUGCACACUGGCUUUGAGUGGAACAAGUACAACCAGACUCAUUAUGACAUGGACAAUCCACCCCCAAAGAUUGUACAAGGGUACAAGUUUAAUAUAUUCUUUCCUGACCUCAUUGACAAGAGGAAAACUCCAGAGUACACGUUAACACCAAUUGCUCAAACACCUGACUUUGGCAUUCUAACAUUCCAUGCAGGCCCACCUUAUGAGGACAUAGCCUUCAAGAUCGUAAAUCGUGAAUGGGAGUACUCUCAUCGCCAUGGUUUCCGAUGUCAGUUCAGCAAUAGUAUCUUCCAGUUAUGGUUCCGAUUCAAGAGAUACAGAUACAGGAGAUGAAGACACAGACUCAAGCUGGUUAGCUCAAGAGAAUGAAGACCUGAACUCUAGCUAUUUGAAAACCAUCCAUGUUCCAAUGGGGAUCCCUUGUAGAAUGGCUUGAUGAAGCAAGACAAGUGAUCAUUUCAUAAGAAACUUCUUGAUCUCAAUGUUGUACAGGAAGGUGAAGACUUAUUCAAGCUGCACUGUCAGAGUCUAGGAUAUCAACACGAGGAGUUCACCUUGCGAAUGGAUUUCUGGGCACCCUUUCAUGAAGCUUAUCAGCACUGAGUUAUCAUUCUCUGUCAGUUAGCAUAGUAACAAUCAUAGAUCAGUGUGUCUCA